Messenger RNA from Adineta steineri, 2484 nucleotides. The record is from the annotation of a GenBank genome assembly. Lineage: Eukaryota; Metazoa; Rotifera; Eurotatoria; Adinetida; Adinetidae.
AUGACUGAUAUAACAAAAAUCUUUCGUGCUAUUAUUAAAGCACAACAAGCUUCUAAUCGUGAUUUGAAUAGAUCUCCAAGGACACCCUCAAGAUGGUCAACAGGAUUUUUAUCACGUGCAAAAACUAUUCUUAAUGAUAUUAUAAAAUUAAAAUAUCUUUUACUUGAAUCUCGUACAAAUUAUUUAAGUCCAUUUUAUCUUUUAUCAACAACAAAUAAAAUAAUGAAUGAUGAACAACGUCUAGAAUUUGAACGUAAUAUUGAAAAACAAAUAAUACGUUGUCGAGAUGAUUUAGAACAAUUAAAAUCAUCUAUUGGAUUAAUUUGUUUUGAAGGACAACGACGUUCUCAUUGUGAAUUAGUUUAUGCUUAUUUAGAACGUGAUCUUGUUCAAUGUACAAAAAUUUAUAGUGAACAAAAAUGUUUACGUUAUAAACGUGAAACUGAAAGAAAAAAAAUUGGACGACUUGAUAAUGAUGUAUAUCGUACUAUUUUAAAUUUUGAAAGAAAAAAUACUCGAAAGCUAACUGAAACAUCGACAGAGAAUGUUACUACUACUGAAAAUAGUCCAAGUACUAUGGUGACUGUUCCAACUUCUUAUGAUCAUUAUAAUCAUAAUGAAAAUGAUGAAGAAAUUCAAAUUCCAUCACCAGUACCAACUGGUAGUGAACUUCGUCAAUUACAAAUUGAAAAUGAUCAAUUAUAUCAUGAUGUUGCUCAACGUAGUGAAGAAAUUCAUGCAAUAUCAACACAAGUUGUCGAAAUAGCUCAGUUACAGAAUGAACUAUUUGAUAAUAUAUUUGGUCAAAAAGAUCUUAUUGAACAAGUAGAUAAUGCAGCUGUAGUUACUAAUGAUGAUUUAGCUGCAGCUAUUAUACAUAUUCGUGAUGCUGUACGAAAUACAGCACAAAUGCGUCAUUGGGUGAUAUUCUUUUUACUUGUUAUGAUUUUUUCACUUCUCUUUCUCGAUUGGUAUAAUAUGUCCGAUACGAGUACGAGUGAUAGUGAUGUUGAAGAUAAUAUAGAAGAAGAAUCAUUACCAAUAUCAUUUCAUGUAAAUAUAAUUCAUGGUCUUAAAAGUGUAUCAUGUUUAACAUUAGAUACAAAUGGUAUUCGAAUGAUUACUGGUGGACAUGAUGAAAAUAUGAAAAUGUUCGAUUUUUCAUCGAUGGAUAAAAAUUUUCAACCAUUUCGAACUAUUCAACCAUGUCGUGGACGAUUAUUACGAGCUAUUGAAUAUAGUCCUAAUAAUGAUAUGAUACUUGUUAUACCAGGAGAUUGUCAAGCAAUUGUGGUCAAUCGAGAAGCUUCGGGAAAACAUAUUAUCUACAAAAGUGUACUUGGUGAUAUGUAUGUAACUGAUAUGAAUCGUACAAAAGGUCAUAAAUCAUUAUUAAAUUAUGGUUGUUGGAAUCCAUCAUUAAAUUCUCAAGAAUUUAUGACUUGUGCUGAUGAUUGUACAAUACGUCUUUGGUCAUUGAAUAAACGUGAUCAACAAUUACAUGUUAUAAGAACAAAAGGUGAAUCGGGUCGUGAUGUUCGAACAACAACUUGUACAUAUAAUCAAUCAUUGUAUCAUAAUGAAAAUUCUAAUUUAAUUACUGCUGGUUGUGAUAAUGGUAGUAUACUUGUAUGGGAUCGUCGUCGAUCAUUUGUUCAUGUUACAUUUAAAUGUUCAAAUGCACAUUUACAAGAUGAAGCUAUAACAUCAUUAAAAUGGUCAUAUGAUAGUCAGAUAUUAGCAUCAAGAUCAAUGGAUCAUACACUUAAAUUAUGGGAUAUACGAAAAUUUAAUAAAUGUUUAUCAUCCUACGAAAAUAUUCCAAAUCAUUUUUCAAUGACUAAUAUAUCAUUUUCACCAAAUGAUAAAUUUUUAAUAACUGGUGUAUCAAAAUUAAAUAAUUCAAAUGAUAAUGAUACGAAUGGAAAAUUAAUAAUUUUUGAUCGUAAUGAUUUAUCAAAACCUGUAAAUGAAAUUUUAUUUAACGAUAGUGUUAUUCGAACAAUGUGGCAUCCAAAAUUAAAUCAAAUAUUUACAACAACAAAUAAUGGACUUAUACGAAUUUUUUAUGAUGAACAACGAUCACCAAUGGCUGGUGUUCGAUUAUGUCUUAAUCGGAAAGAAAAAAAAGAUAAAUCAGCUAAUGAUUUUAUUGCAAAUAUUAAUCCAAUUUUAACAUCAGCUAGUUCGUCAGAUUCUCUUAAUGAUACACGAGAAAUAUUUCCAGAUAAAAAAUCAUUAGAAGAAGAAAAAAAAUCUUCUUCAUUUCAUCAGCAUAUUGUUCAAACAUUAGUUAAAUCAAAUUUUAGUGAAAAAGAAGAUCCUAGAGUUGAAUUAUUAAAACAUGCUGACGAAGCUGAACGUAAUCCAAAAUGGAUUACACCAGCAUAUAAAUAUACACAACCUAAACCUAUAUUUCAGCAAGAAAUUGACGAAGAAGAUAACGAUGAUAUUCUACCAUUAUUAAAAAAACAAAAAAAAUAG